Messenger RNA from Suillus bovinus, 1718 nucleotides. RefSeq lists its product as uncharacterized. NCBI's taxonomy places the organism in Eukaryota, Fungi, Basidiomycota, Agaricomycetes, Boletales, Suillaceae. Gene Ontology annotation, biological process: protein lipoylation. The transcript has 7 exons. Gene Ontology annotation, molecular function: lipoyltransferase activity. Gene Ontology annotation, cellular component: mitochondrion; cytoplasm. Bases 326 to 1384 code for a protein of 352 amino acids. The record is from RefSeq and is a predicted model, not a curated record.
CUCGUCAGGGCCUGACAAAGACAAUACCUGGCAUCCCAGCUGGGAAGAAGCAGAUACACGAAGUAGAGAAACCGAUAUAUACCACAGUGCAGCGGUGAGGGCUCUUCCGGCAUUUACUAGACUACCUACGGUAGCCCUGGGUCGAUUAUUCGUGCUGUUAUGGAUCAACAGUGCUUCCUUUCCUAAGAAUUUUUUGUGCAAGCUUUCGAGAAACGGUCUUUAGAAUCGUAAAUCAUGAAGGCGCAGGAGCUUGUGACCCAUGCGAGUUUGAUUAUUGAGAGAUGUAAAAUGAGCGCCCCUUGCACGCGUCCGAAUACGAAUAUCAAUGAUCUUCUUUUCGUUCCGCUAUGUCCCCUCAGCGGCGCGCAGACUUUACACAACCGCAUCAGGCGCAAGCUCGGUCAUAACACCCACACAAUCUAUAUACCUCAGCACGUCAACCAAUCCAUAUUUCAAUCUCUCGUUCGAAGACUGGCUAUUUAGACACGCACCUCAGAAGGAGCCGCUACUCCUGCUGUAUAGAGAUGCCUCAUGUGUUGUCAUAGGACGCAACCAAAACCCAUGGAAAGAGGUCAAUCUCCGUGCAGCCCGUGCACAAGGCAUUCCGUGGGUGCGUAGGCGCAGCGGUGGUGGGACAGUGUACCAUGACCUUGGCAACACAAACUUCUCCAUCCACGUCCCACGCACGACUUUUGACCGCGGCGCUACUGCACAGGUCAUUCUCCGGGCCGUGCGCGCGCUCGGCAUCGAUGCAGAUGUGAAUGAGCGGAACGAUAUUUGUGUGGGAGGUGAGAAGGCGUCGGGCUCAGCGUACAAAAUCGUAAGCGGGCGUGCGUACCACCAUGGGACGAUGCUGAUUACCACGAGACUUGAGACGCUGGGAGAUUUGUUGAGGGUGAACAAGGAUGCAAUGAUCACGAAGGGUGUCGCGUCUGUGCGUUCGCCGGUGUGCAACCUUGCUCGAUUCAGUGAAAAAGUUAGCCACGACACGUUUGUGAAUGCUGUCGUGGACUCGUUCAAAGCCGAGUAUGGCAUUCAUGACGAGCCGUGCAUCGUUAACGAUACUGACGACCUCGCGAAAAUAGAGUACAUUCAACGCGGGAUGGCAGAGCUACCUAGCUGGGACUGGGCUUUUGGCCAAACUCCCGAAUUCGAGUACACGAUCAAGAAGCCGUUUGUGUGGGGCGAUGUCACAGCACACAUCCACGCUCGACACGGGGUGAUUCUCUCCUGCACGCUGCAAGGGUUGGACUCUGAACUUGGAAAGGUUCUCGAGGGCAAGCGUUAUGGGUUUGUUAAAGAUGAAGAGCUGGGUGUGGAUUUGAGUGGAAAGGAAGGAAUCGUAUGGGCGUGGCUAAAGGAGGAGAUGAGUUCCUAUGAUUAAUACCUUGUUUUCAGUUGGAUGUAUGAAAACGACAGUGCUCGUGGAUACGGAUAUGAUGCGAACUCGCGAGCAUAGAGAUCUUCGAUUCUAGUAGAUGUGCUUCAGGUGUUCUCACAGACUUUGUUUGUAGCGCAAGAAUAUUUGUUCCUUUUGCAGGAGAUCCUCCAUAACGGAUAUCUGCCCACCGAAAAUUGGCGUAUAGUAUCCAUCUAAAAAACAAUUUUAUUCAAGGCGGCGUGGUAUGUGGUAUCAUUAUGAUGUAGUUUCCGUGUACCAAGCGCUACUCGUCUCGAAACCUUCUGGAGGUACGGGGUUUGACUAGAAAAGUGCAUGA